AUGCAAUCGGUGUUGUUUGAUAGUGGCAGAGUUUACUUUUUGUAUGGAUAUGGAGGAACUGGCAAAACUUUUGUCUGGAAUACAUUAUCUGCAGCCAUCCGUUCAAUGGGUAUGAUUGUUCUGAAUGUUGCUUCAAGUGGUAUUGCUUCUUUGUUGUUGCCGGGUGGUAGAACAGCACAUUCUAGAUUUUGCAUUCCAUUGCAAACCGAUGAAACAGCUACUUGCAACAUCAAACAAGAUAGUUUAAGGGAAAAUUUACUGAUCUGUGCCAAAUUCAUCAUUUGGGAUGAAGCUCCUAUGUUAAAUAAGAAUUGUUUUGAGGCACUUGAUAGAACUUUGUGCGAUAUCAUGAGUCAGGAAGAUGAAAGCAACAUGGACAAACCAUUUGGCGGUAAGGUUGUAGUUCUUGGUGGUGACUUCAGACAAAUUCUUCCAUUCAUUCCAAAAGGUGGAAGGCAAGACAUUGUAUCUGCUACAGUAAAUUCUUCUGAUCUUUGGAAAUACUGUAAAGUUUUAAAGCUCACUAAAAACAUGAGAUUACGCACAACAGGUUCACCAGAGCUUGCAACAGAAAUUAAAGAAUUUGCUGACUGA
Molecule: messenger RNA, 594 nt
Organism: Lotus japonicus
Lineage: Eukaryota; Viridiplantae; Streptophyta; Magnoliopsida; Fabales; Fabaceae
Exons: 1
Coding region: 1-594 (197 amino acids)
Biological process (GO): DNA repair; telomere maintenance
Molecular function (GO): DNA helicase activity
Source: RefSeq, a predicted model, not a curated record